AUGAACAAAUUAAGCAGAAUGAACAAAUUAAGCAGAAUGAACAAAUUAAGCAGAAUGAACAAAUUAAGCAGAAUGAACAAAUUAGGCAGAAUGAACAAAUUAAGCAGAAUAAACAAAUUAAACAAAAUAAACAAAUUAAGCAGAAUAAACAAAUUAAGCAGAAUAAACAAAUUAAACGAAGUGGGGGUCCAGCACCCCACAAAUUACAGCUGUAACCAAGUUGUCUAG
Messenger RNA from Plasmodium knowlesi strain H, 228 nucleotides. RefSeq names its product RNA-binding protein, putative. The record is from RefSeq and is a predicted model, not a curated record. The coding region runs from base 1 to 228 and encodes 75 amino acids. The transcript has a single exon. Lineage: Eukaryota; Apicomplexa; Aconoidasida; Haemosporida; Plasmodiidae.